This is a messenger RNA of Salvia miltiorrhiza (redroot sage), 1551 nucleotides long. Its product is annotated as E3 ubiquitin-protein ligase RMA1H1-like. Gene Ontology annotation, cellular component: endoplasmic reticulum. Gene Ontology annotation, molecular function: ubiquitin protein ligase activity; ubiquitin-like protein conjugating enzyme binding; metal ion binding. Bases 636 to 1397 code for a protein of 253 amino acids. The record is from RefSeq and is a predicted model, not a curated record. The transcript is spliced from 2 exons. Gene Ontology annotation, biological process: ubiquitin-dependent protein catabolic process. NCBI's taxonomy places the organism in Eukaryota, Viridiplantae, Streptophyta, Magnoliopsida, Lamiales, Lamiaceae.
GAUUAAAUAUUAAUUUUAUUUUGGUAAUAUAUUAGCGUUGAAGAUAAAUAUUCCACGCACAUAAAUAAAGUCAUAAGUCCAACUAAAUACAUUAAUCACAUUAACUAAAAAAUAAGCGUAUACAAAUACGAGACCGCGUAUGCGUAUGAUUGAAAGUCAAAUGUAGAUAUGGGAGAGUGGUGACCACGCGCUCUUUGUCGCCACGUCAGCGGCGGGGCGCUGCGGUGGUGGAUGGCCCCGUCACCGUGCGUCGCAGAGUACUUAUCCACAACGGCAUUCACCUCCACGCAUAUACAUACACCUUCCUUUUCUCUGUAUCUAUACAUAAAUUAAUUUCAUUUUUGUCUCAUCACACAACUAUCUUCUCUCUGUGUGUAUAUAUAUAGAGAGCAAAGGAUAGUAUUCCUCUCUCAUCUCAGCUCUCACGCCAUAUCCCUUUUGCCUCUACACACACAUUCUCUCUCUCUCUCUCUCUCUCUCUCUCUCUCUCUCUCUCUCGUUUAUCCUUUUCUUCUUUCUCACUCUUGAAAAGAUAAAGCUCCUCCUCUCCCUCUACUUUAUUUCCUGAAAAAGCUGAUUGCAAUCGGAUUUUUGGAACUUUUUGAGAAGGCCCUCACUCACAUUUCGACGUUUAAAUGGAAUAUCUCCGAGGAGCAGCCAGAAGCAACGGCUUCAACGGACACAGAGCUUCGUGCCAAAACCUCAAAUCCUUGACCUCCACGCUCGAUGACUCCGACGCCAACCCGUCCGUCGGCUUCGAGUGCAACAUCUGCCUCGACCUCGUGCAGGACCCGGUGGUCACGUUGUGCGGCCAUCUCUACUGCUGGCCGUGCAUAUACCGGUGGAUCAGCUUCCAACACGCCUCCCCCGAGAACCCCGACCACCAGAGCCCCCAGUGCCCGGUCUGCAAGAGUGAGGUCUCGGAGAAGACCUUGAUACCCCUCUACGGCCGCGGCCAGAGCACCGACGCCUCCAAGGACAAGCAAUCCCAUCCCAUACCGCAAAGGCCGUCGAGCCCCCGAUGCCGGACCAACUUGAUCCUACCGAACGUGACGAGCAACUACUCGUAUCCGUUUGAGCAACUCCACCGUAGAGGCUACGACGCCCCACAAUCCCCUCGACCGGACUACGGCAGCUACCCCGCCUCCCCUGUCCUCGGACAUGGCAGCGCGCCGCACUUGGCCGACCCCAUGAUCGGGGUGUUCGGGGAGAUGGUGUAUUCGAGAAUAUUCGGGAACUCAGAGACGACGACGUUGUAUACGUAUCCGAAUUCUUACCAUAUAGCCGGUAGCAGCUCGCCGAGGCUGCGGCGGCAUAUGAUGCAGACCGAUAAAUCACUCAGCAGAGUGUGUUUCUUCCUUCUUUGCUGUAUGAUGCUGUGUUUGCUCCUAUUUUGAGCUAAAUGUAUUUUCGAUUUUAGUCUCUAUUUUUGGUUCUUGAUGAACUUGUAAAGGUUUUUUACCUUCAAUGACUUGUACAAAUACGCCGGUCACCCUAUAAUAUGUAUAAAAGAGUUUAUUAUAAUAUAUAAAAAGAAUGUUAUGUUACAUA